Rotaria sp. Silwood2 is the source of this 588-nucleotide messenger RNA. The record is from the annotation of a GenBank genome assembly. NCBI's taxonomy places the organism in Eukaryota, Metazoa, Rotifera, Eurotatoria, Philodinida, Philodinidae.
AUGUCUACAAAUGGGUCAUAUAUGACCCAUUGGGGGGUAAAGGAAACAACAACCAAUGAAAUAAAAUCAUUUAUUCGUUCAUGUACAAAUACGACAUUAGUCUCUCAAUUAAAUGAAAUAUUACCUAAUUUUGAAAUUCAUUCAAAUCAAGAAUAUAUUCUUUCUCGAAUACAAAUCUUAGCUCGUACAUAUAUGUCGGAUUAUAAUUGGAAAUCAGGUGUCAUUACUGAUGCUGAACUUGUAUUUAAUUUAUUUUGUAUUUAUUUUGACCGACGUCUUACACCAGAUCCACGAUUCUUAGAUGGAAAAGUAUUUCGUGGUAAUUAUGUUGUACGACAAGCACAAUUAACAAACAUAGCUCGAUAUCCGACAGCUUUAUUUGUCUAUCAAGAAAAACCACCAGUUUAUAAAGUUUUAUCAAAUGGUGAAAUUCAUGACGUACCAGCAGGUGAUCAUAAUUUGCUUGAUUGUCUUCUUCUAUUUGUUGAAUGUGUUAAUUCAACUCGGAAUGGACAUAUUGGAUCAUUAAAUUUAGGUACUAGUGGUGUGGAUAUUUUAUGGACUAUUGUUUCACCAUCAUUAUCAUAG